Messenger RNA from Eremothecium gossypii ATCC 10895, 1698 nucleotides. RefSeq names its product Atg34p (gene ATG34). Gene Ontology annotation, cellular component: aggresome; amphisome. Gene Ontology annotation, molecular function: protein kinase C binding; K63-linked polyubiquitin modification-dependent protein binding; zinc ion binding. Gene Ontology annotation, biological process: mitophagy; endosome organization; aggrephagy. Bases 1 to 1698 code for a protein of 565 amino acids. NCBI's taxonomy places the organism in Eukaryota, Fungi, Ascomycota, Saccharomycetes, Saccharomycetales, Saccharomycetaceae. The transcript has a single exon. The record is from RefSeq and is marked provisional.
AUGGAGCGUGAAUCUCCUUGCAAGGUGUGUCCUGUGGCGGAAGGCGAGCGUGUGCUCAUAGAUGGACCAAACGUCCAUGCCGUGGAGACCGUGAGGAGGAUACUGGCCAGCAAGAGGCCAAAGAUGCCAAUGGAGGCGAUGCACGCGAUGUGCGAGCAGCAGGGUGCGAAGUGCAGGGCGACAGCGCAAAACACAGACUCGGACGCGCCGUCGGUGGUUACUAUCGCGAAAGAACAGUGGGAACGGUUGGUUUCGUCCAUCAACAGCCUCAGCCUGGGGCCAGACGGGCCCGCAGCCGCGGGAGAGUCGACGGAGCACAAGGGGGUGCGGUGCGACGGGUGCUGGAGCAAGUACGGAGACGGUGCAGGGUUCAUCCGGGGGUUGCGGUACCGGUGCGUGUGCUGCGAUGACUUCAACCUGUGCGCGGAGUGCGAGGCAACGGGGUACACGGGGUCGCAGCACGACAGCGGGCACGCGAUGCUGAAGAUCAAGAACCCGCAGCACCCGUGGUGGCGGGCGCUGCGCAUGCCGGUGCACUACCGCGUGGUGUGCGAUGGAUGCAACCCGGGGGUGAUACGCGUGGUGGACACCGAGACGUGCAGCGAGGAGGGGUACAUCCAGGGCCCGCGCUUCCACUGUCUGCAGUGCCUGGACCACGACUACUGCGCCCGGUGUGUGGCGAACGAAAUGGGUACUGGCACGCACCGGCCGUCGCACAGCAUGGAGCUGAUCCGCUUACCGGGCUACCGCCCGACGCACACGUACGCCAGUCCGCGCUCUGGCGGCAUGCGGUGCGCGGGGCGCUGCGAGUCCGAUCUGACCGGCAGACAGUACUACCGGUGCAUCCAGUGCGACGCGUUCCAUCUCUGCGUGGACUGCUUCCACAAGGGCGUCGCCAUCGUCGAGCAUGUAAACGCGCAUGGUAUCUCGUGCCAGGACACGUCUCCUGCCAGUCUAUUUGUCGGCGAGCCCAGCCCCGGCGAGCUGCCAAGCCUAAUCAGGGCGCCGCUGGCUUCUGUCUGCAUAUUUGCCCCGGACAUUAGUGUGGCGGCGGCCACCUUGUUCUCGCAGGUCCACGACGUCAAAGAUCUCGAGCGCAUCGCCUCACAGUGUGCGGCGUACGAGAGCCUCGUGCCGCGCUUCGGCGCCAGCGCCGAGGAGCUCGAGCGCAAGCUUUCAUCCCUUCCGCCCAAGGCAACGGAGGAUGAAUUCGGCAUAUCUGUCACCGUCAGUCGCGUCGACUUCGCGUUGACCUUCCGUCUCCGCAACUACACCACGGACGCAAUUCCCUCGUCGUCCUCGCUUGUGUUUAGCCACCACCCCGUCGGCGGUAGCUCGCACACACGCACCAUGUCUAUAGGUCCCCACGAACUCCCCCCUGGCAGCUCGAAACAGCUCAAUAUUUGCUAUCCACACCAGACCUCCGACGGUGACCCCUAUUCGCUAUCGCUUGUGUCCCCAGCGGGCACCGCUCUCUACUCAGGGAAAGCCAGCUCGAUGCCCGCAGAUAUCCUCUUGGCGUGCCCCGGUGGCACACCUGCUUCGUCUGCCGCGUUCAACGCUAUGUAUACAAAUCAGUCAUCAGCGUCGGUCCCUGCCCCCGUGGUCAAUGCUCCAUUUCGCCAGUCUAAUUCCCCAGUUAUGCCCUCCGACGAGGAGUACGACCUCUUGAGUGAUAGUGACAUCGAAGUUGUCUAA